AUGGCGAAAGACAAACGGCCCUCAGCGAAGAAGGCCAUUUCGUCCUCGUCUUCGCCUGCCUCUCCCCCAUUCUCUUCUCUAGCCGUCCCCUCGCCUCUCCUCGGGGGCGCAGCGUCUCCCGACGCUCAUCCCUUCGGCCUCGCAGUCACAGCAGACCCCCAGCGCCUGUCCGCUGCGGAGAAAGCUCCUUCGCUGCCAGUGCUGCUUCUUCCUCCGGCUUCUCAGCUGUCAUCUGACGGCAAAACUGCCGCGGGAGCGAGCGAUUUCUUCGCCUUCCACCGCGGGCUCCCCUCCGCGGGCACUCCGACCGAUCUCCUCUGCCGGAGGCUCCCGCGGCAAGCGGCCUUGGCGCUUCAGCAGUUGCCUGGAGGCUGCGCGAUUCGAGGUCUUUGGCUGCGCGUUCCGGCUGAGAAGAUCGACGAGAAGCAGGCAAAUUUCACGCACCUCUUUGCCGUCUCCUCGCUCCUCGCGGCUUUCGCCGGCCUUCCAGGCCCCUGCGGCGCCGCGCCCUCUUUCCUGGCUGUCUUGCUCGUCUCUGCGGGCGCGCCGCAAGAAGCCGAGUCCAGAAGAAAGGAUGCUUCUGCGGUCCGCUGCCUCGUUCUGCGAACGGACUACUCUUCCGUGUCUGCGCCUCUCUCCGUCCCCGUGAACCUCGUCGCCUCGCUUUCGCUGCCGCCCUCUGCGGGCUGGACGCUCUGCGCGUAUGCCUCGGUCCUUCCUCUGCGCGUGGACGUCUCGUUCUCUCCCCGCGAAGUCUUGUCCGCAGUGUCCCUGCAGCCUGAGGAGACGACCAAUCUCUUGGCGCACGAGCUGACCCUCGCGCUUCUCGACGAGUAUUUCGCGGGUCCGUUGCUCUUCGUUCAAGAGGGAGAGCGCGAGCCGGUCUGCGCGGUUUUACCCGACCGACACGCCUUCGCGCUGCCUUCUUUCGCCCCGCGACGCCCCCUCGUCUACCUGCAGCCGCUGCAAACCCGGCAGGCGCCGCUGAGGUUCUCGCUGUCUCCAAAGUCGUGCGAACGUGGACCGUCGCUCGCGCUGGAGAGCGCUCCAACGACCGCGCCGGAAGGCGCCGAGAGCGGGCGGCGCGUCGUCUCCGCGGAGGGGGCGUUCGUCGCCACAGCCGUCGGCUCGAGUCUCCCCGCUUUUUUCUCUUCGCUCGCUGCCUCGUCUGCCGCGGACUCAUCCCCGCUGUCCAACGUCUGCAGCGCGCUCUGCGGAGACCUCGCGGCUUCGCUCUCGCGCCGCGUGGUUCAGGCCCUCCUAGACUACGCGGCCGCCGCGGAAGAAGCCGAGGGCGGUCAGGCGAGCGGCAAGAACACCGGAGACGCGGCCGCGUUUCCGCUCUCGCUGGGCACCCGCCAGUUCUUUUGGCCUGCGGCCGCGUCGCGAGGAGGCGGGAAGGGAGGUGAGGGCGCGGGCGACCAGCACGCAGUCGCGCCUUUGCUGAUCGCUGACACGAAGUCGCCCUUUGCAGAGGACGAAGGCGACGGCGAAGAAGAUCCGCUUGCAGCCGCGCGAGAGGCGCUCGGCUUCCUUCUGGGCGUCUCGAAUCCGCUUCUCGAAAGCGAGUUGGUCGAAGGCGUCUUCCCGCCUUCUCUCCGUGCAGUUCUUAGCUCGGCGCCCAGCAGCGACGCCGCUGGCGGGGCGGCAGACGGAGCCACGGAGAACGGCGCGGGCGCGGUCGCUGUUGAGGGCCUCGUCGGCCGCGGCGACUUCUGGUCGGCACUCGAGGCGAAGGUUGGAGGAAACGGGCAGAAAGGCGCAGGCCGAACGCAGUCAGGAGGCUCCGUCUCUGCAAACGUAGGCGCCCUGCUGAUCGCUGCGGUCGCUGCGCUCCUCGCUAUCGUCUUCGCCUUCUUGCCAAACAUGGGAUCCAAGGCACGCGCUUGA
This is a messenger RNA of Besnoitia besnoiti, 1890 nucleotides long. RefSeq lists its product as uncharacterized. Bases 1 to 1890 code for a protein of 629 amino acids. The transcript has a single exon. The record is from RefSeq and is a predicted model, not a curated record. NCBI's taxonomy places the organism in Eukaryota, Apicomplexa, Conoidasida, Eucoccidiorida, Sarcocystidae.